GUCCUACCGUAUCGCGGGAUGUUGGAAGUCAGCUACAAGAUCUUCACCCAGUACCCCAGGGCCCUACCGAACCACAAGAUGUCGGACAUCAGCUACAGGAGCCUCACUCAGUAUCCCAAGGUCCUACCGAGCCGCGAGAUGUUGGACAUCAACUACAGGAGCCUCACUCAGUACCUCAAGAACCAGCUAAUCUACUAA
This is a messenger RNA of Symbiodinium necroappetens, 198 nucleotides long. The record is from the annotation of a GenBank genome assembly. Lineage: Eukaryota; Dinophyceae; Suessiales; Symbiodiniaceae.